GCGAUUGCGGCUCUAUAAAUACUUCGAUUUCGAGCUUUUCUCUCUCCACAGAAACCCUAAUUCUCUAUUUGUAUACAGUAUUUGAAUAGUAAAUAAGAGUAUUUGAAUCUUAGUCUGAGCUUGAAGAGAGUGAUAAUGGAGGUUCCAGUAGGGCAGAAGAGCAAACAGCAAGAGUUCACUUUGGUCUCUGUUUCUGAGCUCUCGACGUCGUUUUCAACGGAUAUGUCUUCGCCUGUUGUUGCUCGGUUCUGCUUCGAUUCUGGAUUCGCAGAGCUUCGAUUGGGCCAAGAAUCUGGGCCGAAUGAUGAUAGUAACUUCGAUCUUCGAACUGCUCAGCUUUUCAAGUUAGGUCCUGUUCACUCGGUAUGCAUAUCUGAAGGUUUUGAUACCAGCAAAGAGAAAACCUAUUCAAGGGGAAUCACCAUUCGAUUUCGAACGGAGGCCGAGAGUAGAGCCUUUCAUUGUGCAUUUGAGCAAUGGCAGAAGGAAGUGGUUGUUCAAGGAUCACAUUUACCGAAUGGAGCUCUAUUGACUUCUAAGAGCAAAUUUGAUGAUAAAAUAGAGGCAUCUUCUGCCAAGAUGUAUUUCCAUUACUACGGGCAACUGCUACAUCAGCAAAAUAUGUUACAAGAUUAUGUGAGGACAGGAACUUAUUAUGCUGCUGUCAUUGAAAACCGUGCGGAUUUUAUUGGUCGUGUGGUAGUUGAUGUUGGUGCUGGCAGUGGCAUUUUGUCAUUAUUUGCUGCUCAGGCUGGUGCAAAACAUGUUUAUGCUGUGGAAGCAUCUGAAAUGGCCGAAUAUGCACGUAAACUUAUUGCUGGGAACCCCUCGCUGGGUCAAAGAAUUACGGUAAUCAAGGGUAAAGUCGAAGAAGUCGAGUUGCCUGAAAAAGCAGAUAUUUUGAUAUCUGAGCCAAUGGGCACCUUGUUAGUCAAUGAAAGAAUGCUGGAAUCCUAUGUAAUUGCAAGAGAUCGUUUCCUUGUUCCUAAUGGAAAAAUGUUUCCUACAGUGGGGAGAAUACACAUGGCACCUUUCAGUGACGAAUAUUUAUAUAUUGAAAUCGCAAAUAAGGCCCUCUUUUGGCAGCAACAAAAUUAUUAUGGGGUUGAUUUGACGCCCUUGCAUGGUUCUGCAUUUCAAGGAUACUUUUCUCAGCCGGUGGUUGAUGCUUUUGAUCCCAGGUUUUUGGUGUCUCCCGCAAUAUCCCACUUGAUGAACUUCACUUCUAUAAAGGAAGAAGACUUGUAUGAAAUUGACAUUCCUCUGAAAUUUAUAGCUUCUGUGGGGACUAGAAUUCAUGGGUUGGCUUGCUGGUUUGAUGUACUGUUUAAUGGAAGUACUGUACCAAGGUGGCUGACCACUGCUCCUGGUGCACCUACAACCCACUGGUACCAAUUACGUUGUGUUCUGUCUCAGCCACUUUAUGUUAUGCCGGGGCAAGAAAUAACUGGACAACUUCGCAUGGUUGCACACAAUGCUCAGAGUUAUACUAUUUAUCUAACACUGUCAGUUAAAAUGUGGGGCCCUGGUGCCGAACAAGGAGGGAUACUCCAAACUUCAUCUGGCAAACUUGAUCUCAAAGAGCCCUAUUAUCGAAUGUCUCAACCACAAGCCUAUUCGGCCCAAGAUCAGCAGCCAAAUCAGCUAUUACAGACACAGGAUAUCCCGAUACAAUCCCAGGAUGAAGAGGUAUCUGAUCUGCUGCAACAACAAUCGCAGAAUUCAGGUGCUGAGGUUUGA
Ilex paraguariensis (yerba mate) is the source of this 1740-nucleotide messenger RNA. Lineage: Eukaryota; Viridiplantae; Streptophyta; Magnoliopsida; Aquifoliales; Aquifoliaceae. The record is from the annotation of a GenBank genome assembly.